This is a messenger RNA of Mytilus californianus (California mussel), 5497 nucleotides long. Its product is annotated as G protein-coupled receptor kinase 5-like. Gene Ontology annotation, cellular component: cytoplasm. The record is from RefSeq and is a predicted model, not a curated record. Gene Ontology annotation, biological process: signal transduction; regulation of signal transduction; protein phosphorylation. Bases 143 to 1996 code for a protein of 617 amino acids. The transcript is spliced from 18 exons. NCBI's taxonomy places the organism in Eukaryota, Metazoa, Mollusca, Bivalvia, Mytilida, Mytilidae. Gene Ontology annotation, molecular function: ATP binding; G protein-coupled receptor kinase activity.
ACACGACUCUCUCAUUUUCUGAAUGUUCGCCAUAUUGUUGGAUUUCUUUACCACACCCUGGGAUUUUUAUAGCGAGUUAGUGGACUCAAUUAGGGUCGAAGUUGACCCUUGUUGAUCUCCAUUAUCUCAAAACAAUAAGUAAAUGGAAUUGGAAAACAUCGUUGCAAAUACUGUGUAUUUAAAAGCACGCGAGGGCGGAGGAGGAAAAAGAAAAGGCAAGAGUAAAAAAUGGAAACAGAUACUGAAAUUCCCACACAUCUCAAAAUGUUUACAUAAAAAAGAUGACAUACAUAUAUCCUAUGAGUUUUUAGUGGAGCAGCAACCAAUAGGGAACCAGUUAUUUAGAUUAUAUUGUAACACAAGGCCAGAGCUUGCCAAAGCCAUCAAAUUCCUUGACCAAGUGAUAGACAUGUACAUGGAUCUGGCUGAUAAUGUCAAAAAGGGAACCCAGACAGUCCAAUUGGUGACUGCCCCAAAACCAAACGAUAACCACCGCAUACAUUGUAGAACCAUAAUGAACUACAUAUUGUUAAAGUCCACAUUUGAAGUCAGUCCUGCCGAGAAGAGAUUAACAGAUGCUACUUCUAUAUUUGACAAAUAUUUAGACACAAAGUCUCCGGACUAUGUUAGUCAUUUAAAUGGCGUCCAGGUCUCAAAAAUAAAGGAAGCCAUUGCAGAUAAUAGUGCUAAUAAGGACCUUUUUACCUCGUGUGUUGACGCUGUGACAGAGCAUUUGCGGAAAGAUCCAUUCUCAGAAUUUCUGGAAUCAUUGUAUUUUAAAAGAUACCUGCAAUGGAAAUAUUUAGAACAGCAACCUGUAACCAAGAACACGUUUCGAAUGUACAGAGUGUUAGGGAAGGGUGGCUUUGGCGAAGUAUGUGCUUGUCAAGUACGAGCAACUGGUAAAAUGUAUGCAUGUAAAAAGUUAGAAAAGAAAAGAAUAAAGAAGAGAAAUGGAGAAAGAAUGGCUUUAAAUGAAAAGCAGAUUCUUCAAAGAAUAAACUCAAGAUUUAUUGUUAAUUUAGCCUAUGCAUUUGAAACAAAAGAUGCACUGUGUCUAGUGUUAACCAUUAUGAAUGGUGGAGAUCUGAAAUUUCACAUACACAAUAUGGGCAACCCUGGCUUUGAAGAAGAUAGGGCUGUUUUCUAUGCAGCAGAAAUAACUUGUGGUCUUGCUGACCUUCAUUCAAAGGGCAUUGUUUAUCGAGAUUUGAAGCCAGAAAACAUAUUGUUAGAUGACAAUGGUCAUGUUAGAAUAUCAGAUUUAGGACUAGCAGAGGAAGUGCCAGAAGGGGAGACAAUUAAAGGUCGUGUAGGAACUGUAGGUUAUAUGGCUCCAGAAGUAGUUAAAAAUGAAAGAUACUCAUUUAGUCCUGAUUGGUGGGGUUUAGGUUGUAUUAUUUAUGAAAUGAUAGAAGGCAAGGGACCUUUUAGGGCAAGAAAAGAAAAAGUUCGGCGAGAGGAGGUGGAUCGUCGAGUGAAAGAAGAUAGAGAAGUUUACUCAUCUAAAUUUUCUAAUCCGGAUUGUUGUGAUAUUUGUCAACAGCUUCUACAGAAAGAUCCAACAAGUAGAUUAGGUUGUUCAGAGUCUGGUGCCAAUGCAGUUAAAGCCCACCCAUUUUUUAAAACAAUCAAUUUUAAACGAUUAGAAGCUGGAAUAGAGGAUCCACCAUUUGUUCCCGAUAGAAGAGCUGUGUAUUGUAAAGACGUUCUAGAUAUAGAACAAUUUUCUACAGUAAAAGGAGUAAAUUUAGAUCCAACUGAUGAUAAAUUUUAUGUAAAGUUCAAUACAGGCAGUGUAUCGUACGCUUGGCAACAAGAGAUGAUAGAAACAGAGUGUUUUAAAGAAUUGAAUACUUUUGGUCCCGAUGGUGGUCCAUCACCAGAUUUAGAAGACCCACCACCUCCAGAAAACAGAGGUGGUUUAUUGGAAAGAUUGUUUAGAAGACCGAGGACCAACCAGCAUCAUUGCUGUUAUAAUUCAGAAGGACACUGACAGAGGUAUUUUACCUGGUGUUAAAGACACUCAGUGAUAUUAUUUAUCAAAGCUCAGGAUUAUGUCCAGGGAGAUAAACAGAGGAUAAACUGUCUAUGGGGAGAUAACUCCAGACCUGACAGCCGUCUCUGAGGAAUGAUUUUUAUAAAUUCCCUAGUAUAAUCAACAACUUUGCUAGUUCCUUACUUUAUUUUUGUUGUUAAGAGAGAUCUUGAUAUAAUCUUAUUGUGUUUAUCCAAACAGAGAUAUAUGCCAUCAUUUUUUUCUGUGAAGGUGGAUUAUGCACCUCCAGAAUAUGUGAGAUUUAGGAUUGUAGGGCUCCUGUGAUAAAAUGUGAAUAGUGGUCACUUGCUAGAUGUUAAUUCAAUAAUGAGGUCUAGUGGUCACUUGCUAGAUGAUAUUCAAUAAUGAGGUCUAGUGGUCACUUGCUAGAUGAUAUUCAAUAAUGAGGUCUAGUGGUCACUUGCUAGAUGAUAUUCAAUAAUAAGGUCUAGUGGUCACUUGCUAGAUGAUAUUUAAUAAUAAGGUCUAAUAUCACUUGCUAGAUGUUAUUUUAAUAAUAAGGUCAUUGAUCAGCUGAAGAACUCAGGUUCCUUCUCUAGAUAAUGCAGGGUACUUACUAGAUAUCAAUCAAAUGUCUUGAUUUAAAUUUUGUUUUAAAUGUUAUCCUUUACUUAAGGGAGGUAAGCCUUGGUAAAGGGAUACAACUCUAAAUUAUUUAUGCUUAUCAUGGAUUUUUUAUCUUCAUGUGAUACAGAAUUGAAGAAAAAAAAUCUGUGUUACUUAAAAGCUUAGAAUAAAUUUAUAAAAAAUGGUUACCACAAAAGUGCCCAUUAUUGUUUUAGUCAUAUCCCUUGACCUAGUUCUUCCUCUUUAAGCUCUCAUGGGCCCUAAUGAUUAGGUUACAAUACUGUAACGCUAAUCAUCAACCAGAUCUUUACGGUUGUUUAAAUUAGAAAAAAAUUAUAAUUAAUAAAAUAGUACAUAUUUUUUGUUUUAGUCCUAAAAAUUUCUUUUCCUGAAAAUAGGAGUACUUGUACGAAUUUAGAGGAAGGGCUAAGGGCCUUAGACCACUAUAAAAAUUUGAACCCCUGCACAUUUUAAAAGAUAAAAAUUAACAUAACUUUCAAAUACAUUGAUAUUUGAUUAUAUUUUAAUAUUAUACAUUUAUAUUUUGUGUUUCUUAAUGAUUUGCAUAUUAUAGCAGACCUGUAUAUUUCUUUGCAGAAAAGAGAAUAAGAAUGAGUUUUCUUUCUGUUGAAAGAGUUUUAACAUGUCGGCUUAGUAAAUUAUAAUUAAUCCAGUAGUGCUAGGAAAUUUUCCUUCCUGAUUUAAAACAAGAGUCCCAUUUCUGUACUGGUUCAGAAAAAUCCAAGUUAAGACAACCUUGUUUGACUUCACACUUUGAACUAAAGUGAAGUUAUUUAAACUUCUGAUAGGAAACUAAGAAUUGCAUGUUAUAUGUUUAAUUUUAUUCUAAAACAACUUUGACAAAGCAAAAAAAAAACAACAAAAAACAUUUGUUUGCUUGAAAAAUCUUGUAACAUUCAUGAUUAUUUUUUUUUCCAUUUUUUCAUAGUUGUUUGUCAAAGCCUUAUAGGUAAUGAGCAGAAAAUUUUAUUAAUAUAACAAAUUCACAUAACUUAUUCAAGCACUUAAUUUUUUUGAAUCUAUCAGAAACAUGGUUUUUAUUAUGGUAGUUUAAUGUGAAGGAUAAUUAGAGAUGAAGAACAGCAAUAAAAGUGCUCUGUAUCUUUUAUAAUGGUCUUGUCAACUAAGUACAUGUAGGGAUUUUGUAAUGAAUUGAUACCACAUCCCCUCUUUUUCCUUUACUCUGAAAUAUGGGAGUAAGUUUUUGACCAAGUUCAAGGUCGCAUUGGAACAAAACUAUAUAUUAUACCCCACAUUAUAUAAUCUUUAUAGAAUAGGGCAUUUAUUUAUUCUGACCACUAUUUAAUAAGACUGAGUUGUGACCAAAGUUGAGACGAGGAGUUUAUUUACUUUCAUAUAAUGGCUUUCCCAUUUAAAUACACAUGGAGAGAGGAACACAUCUUAUGUUCAGAUCCCCAAACAUAAAGUGUGCUCCCCUCAGAGUAUGUUAAAAUGAGAUUGCUAUACAUGUGACCAUAGGGUAAUAAAUGCCUGUAUCUAACAAGUGAUAGGAGCUAUGAUGGCAGCUUGCUAGUCAAGAUUAUUUGUACCUGGUGUUCAUUUAAAUGUUGUCUUCCUAUAAGGAAAUUUCGUAGAUAGAAAACUUGCCAGUAUUUUGUCAAAAAAAAAAAGAUUUGUUUACAUUGCAAGGUAAUGUGCUCACAGUAAUAUGUUUUGUUAUAAUUGUUAGAUUUUUAUUUCUCCUCAGUUAUUGUAUCAUUGGUAUGAGAGAAGUUUUUAUAGUGAGAAUGAGUAUCUGCCAGUAUUUAAGAUGUAUGUAUAUUCUUUGUUAUGAACCCAUUUGAUGACUUGUCAAGUUUUCAUAUGUAGUAAAUAAUGCAUCCGUUAUAAUACAAGGAUUUAUUUUGUCCAGCGUUGAAGUGAUUUUUCAUUGUGCAUUGUAGUUCUGAUUAGGCCAGACUUGCAUUAUUUUAUAAGGAUAAUAUAUAUAUAUAUAUAUAUAUAUAUAUAUAUAUAUAUAUAUAUAUAUAUAUAUAUAUAUCAAAUUUUGCUAUGAAACAUAAUACACUUUCCUUUAAUUCAUCUUACUUUGAUGAAAAUUCUUGGCUUUUAUAACUGGAAAUGUUGCUUAAACUUUUAAAAUCUUCACCAAUAGUAGUUUACCAAAAAUAACUAAAAUGCUUGUAGUUGAUAUAUAUUUUUAUAAAUUUGGAUACUAAUGAUCUUUUAGAAUAAUUACAGUACAGGAUUUCAGUUGUUAAAUUUAUCAACCAGAAGAAAGUUAUGGUGGUAUUUAUGAAUAAUAUUUAUCAUCUGUCUCCCAUUUUGUAUCCACACCCUACCUUUGUAGAUAUAAUGAACAGAAGGUGUGAAUUAUACAUCUGCCAUUAGUUCAAGUCAAAAUCUUUUAAAUUGUAACCCCUGGUGAAUGUCACUUGAAGAUCAUGAUUGCAGUUAAUUCGUCCAUUGAAAUGCUGUACAGGCAAAAUAUUUGUACUACCUGCCACAAUCUAAGAUGGGCAUUGCAGAAUGGUUGGUCAUAAUGUAACAAUGUGCCUUCACUCAAGGUUAUGAAGGUAAAGGUCACAGAGGAUUAAAUUAUACAACAUCGGAAUCAACACAACGCCGUCAUGACCAUGAUACAUUAGGACCUUGCAUUAUUUUCUGUCUACGUAAAACUUCCAAUAUCUUGGAUCCCAAGAAAAAUCUGGUAGGCCCCUUAUCAUAUUUUGGGGGGUAUCUAAAGUGUUAGGUGGAUGCUUUAUUUCAAGAUAUAGGCAGUUCUGUUUUGUAUGAAGAUGUGGCACCAGUUUUACUUGUGAUUUUUGAUACAUCUAGUAAAGGACAUUCAUAACUGUCAAAUUAUUAACCUUUUCUACUGAAAGGUUU